AUGCCGGCAUCUAAACGAAUUUCGAAACAAGAGGUUUUGAAGUCUUUACUACCUCCUACGGAUGUGCCCGAAAGCUAUGUCGAUGCUUACGAUAUAACCCUGGGCUCGAGUGAUAAUCGGGGAAACGCUGGCGUGGGAGUGGGGACCGCGCGGAGAAUGCUUACCAGCACGCAUUUGAGCUCGGAGCAGCAGUCUAGGAUUAUGAAUAUCGUAGCGCCUGGAGGGGAAGUGACGGCUGGGAGUCUUGGAAGAAGCCAGUUCAAUGUAUUCUUGGCUUUGGUGGGAUUGGCACAAGAGGGCGAGGAUUUGACUCUUGAUACGGUUGAUGAACGACGGAAAAGACUCCCCCAACCGAAUAUUCCCUAUCUCGAGAAGCUAAAGGCCCCAAAUAACACCAAUGGCAAUUCUCAUCAGUCUGAAACCCCGCGCCGCAUGCGCCACGAUUCUUUUGAAGACCCCGAAUCCGACCCGUGGGCGACCCCGGUGUCGCACCGUGGCCGCCACAAUUCGUAUGAGAAUCGGCAUCGAGCUAAUACGAAUGGAUCAUUUGCUACGUCUCCAGGGCCCGGCAUAAAUAGCAUCAAUAACAAUUUCCCUACUGCCGACAACAGGCAGACACGGUCGGCUGCCGAUAGCAACCAACCUCCAGAUUCUGGUGUCCCUUCCUCCGGAGGCGGUGCGCCUAGCUGGGGAGGCGAAGGAUUCAACAACCCAUCGAGCGGUGAUUUUCGGAACCAAGGAGAGUCGGGUUUUGGCGGUGGUUUUGGUCAGUCAGGAGACGACCAAGGGAACCAUGGCUCCAAUGGCAUAUCACGUUCUCUUGGAGGAAGGGGAAUGAGUAAUAAUGGAGCCGAGGACGUCAUCACGAUUCAUAUGCUUCCGGAAAAAGAGGGCAUGUUUAUGUUCCAGCAUCGGAACUACGAAGUCAAAUCUGCGCGAAGAGGCAGCUCGGUUAUCAGACGAUAUAGCGAUUUCGUGUGGCUGGUGGAUUGUCUGCAGAAGAGGUACCCGUUCCGGCAGAUUCCUUUACUUCCUCCAAAGAGGCUAGCAGCGGAUUCAAAUUCUUUCCUCGACAAGCGACGCAAGGGCCUCGUACGCUUCGCCAACGCUUUAGCUCGCCAUCCAGUUUUGAACCAAGAACAAUUGGUAGUGAUGUUUCUCACGGUACCUACGGAAUUAUCCAUCUGGCGAAAGCAAGCCACUAUAUCCGUCCAAGAGGAGUUCACUGGCAAGCCACUCCCGCCAGAUCUUGAAGAUUCUCUCCCUCCUAAUCUUCAGGAGUUAUUCGACACCGUUCGUUCAGGCGUCCGUAGGUCGUCUGAGAUCUACAUAAAUUUAUGCAAUUUGCUUGAUCGCCUUGCAAAGCGUAACCAGGGACUUGCCGCUGAGCAAUUCAGGUUUUCACGGGCUUUGCAAGCUUUGACCGACGCGACUGGGGAUACAUACGCAGUUGAUAGGAACGAUAUUCCAUUAUUGAACGAUGGAAUUUGCUCUACAGCAAAACACCUUAUUACCAGCCAGGGUUUACUUGAGGAUGAGGCGCGAGCUUGGGAUGAAGGUGUUUUGGAGGAUUUUAAACGGCAGCGGGAUUGCUUGGUUGCAAUGCGCGAUAUGUUUGAUCGGAAUGAACGACUUUCCAAGGAUAACAUCCCUCAGCUGGAGAAACGCAUUGAAAGCAAUGAGAGGAAAUUGCAGGAUUUGCGAACCAGACCUGAGGGUCAGGUUAAGCCCGGAGAAAUUGAGAAGGUAGAAGGUGCUAUUUUCAAGGAGUGCGUCCGUGACGAGUUGUAUAUUUUCCAGAAGAGCCAGUACCAUAUUAGCCGUCUGCAUCAAGACUGGAGCCAGGAACGAGUCAAGUACGCGGAGCUACAGGCGGACAACUGGCGAGCUCUUUGUGACGAGGUUGAAGCUAUGCCUACAAGUGAAUAA
Molecule: messenger RNA, 1929 nt
Organism: Uncinocarpus reesii 1704
Lineage: Eukaryota; Fungi; Ascomycota; Eurotiomycetes; Onygenales; Onygenaceae
Product: Mvp1p protein
Exons: 5
Coding region: 1-1929 (642 amino acids)
Biological process (GO): retrograde transport, endosome to Golgi; protein targeting to vacuole
Cellular component (GO): endosome
Molecular function (GO): phosphatidylinositol-3-phosphate binding
Source: RefSeq, a predicted model, not a curated record